GAUCCUAACCUGUCUACUCCUAAGCCCGACAUCUACUAUAGUGCUAAGCUAGCCCAGAUUAAUCGCCGCGUACGCCGCGACCUCGCCAAUUAUAUCGUCCUAUCUAGUCGUUCGAGCCUUCCGGCAGCCCCGAACUUCUUUCUAGAGGGCAAAAGUGCAUCGGGGAGGCCAGACGUUACACAGAAUCAAGCUAUGUAUAAUGGCGCUAUAGGAGCCCGCGGCAUGCUCCAGCUUCAAAAUUAUGGCCAACCCACUCUAAUAUACGAUGGCAACGCAUAUACCGUAACUUCUACGUACCAUCCAGGGACUGGUACCUUGCAAAUGUACGCCACACAUCCACGACCAUCUGUGGCACCUGCAGGCGAGCCGCAGUACUACAUGACGCAGCUGGGAGCAUACGCAAUGACUCACGCGCCAGACACCUUCCGCAAUGGUGCCUUAGCAUAUCGCAAUGCCCGAGAUUGGACACAGCAAGAAAGAGAUCGCCUGAUCGCUAGUGCAAAUGCAGCUGCGCAGAGAAUGUCGACAGACACGAGGUCCUUCAGCAGGACAAGCGAAAACAUAGGCUCAUCCACCAUGGCGAGAGAGUCCUCUGAAUCCGAUACCUCUGCUGACGAGCUCGCUAUUAAUCUCGAUGCUGCUACGAAGCGGCAGAAGAGGCCGACUACCCAACAUUAA
This is a messenger RNA of Zymoseptoria tritici IPO323, 678 nucleotides long. RefSeq lists its product as uncharacterized. The annotation marks the transcript as partial. The transcript has a single exon. The record is from RefSeq and is a predicted model, not a curated record. Lineage: Eukaryota; Fungi; Ascomycota; Dothideomycetes; Mycosphaerellales; Mycosphaerellaceae.